This is a messenger RNA of Dentiscutata erythropus, 654 nucleotides long. The record is from the annotation of a GenBank genome assembly. Lineage: Eukaryota; Fungi; Glomeromycota; Glomeromycetes; Diversisporales; Gigasporaceae.
AGUUUAAACGAGAUUAAAGAACUCUCUUCAGUACAGGAUAAUUCAACUUUGUCUCAAGAAGUUGACGCAAAGAUUUGGAAUUUUAAAGCUUGGAGGACUUUAUAUGUUGCUUCCGCCUAUGCAGUCUUAAACAAAGAUUGGGAAGCAAUAUCUCUACUUGGGCGCGCCAGAGAGUACAACUCUCAAGCAAGAAGUGCUUUGUCCCAAGUAACGGCACCUGAUAAAGAUGACGUGUUAGUAGUUACUUUAAAGGAAGUCGAAGAAUUAGAAAAUAUUAUUAGAAGUUAUAGGUGUAAGGCACGUGCAACAUGGCAUCUUCGUCAUAGUGGAUCAGAUGAUUCUGACGUAACAAAAAAAUUGGGCGAGUUGACAAUUGAUGAAAAGUCUAAACCUGAUGCUAAAGAAAUCAAAGAUGAAGAGUCACCUUUGAUCGAACGUCUUAAUCAAUAUCCAUCAAAUUUAACAAUGAAUAACCCGCAAUUAGUUAAUUUUCCACCGGAAUUUACACCAAUUCCUGCCAAACCAUUAUUUUUUGACAUAGCCUUCAAUCAUGUUGAUUUCCCUUCAUCUCUAUCCCAGCGUGCAGGCAGAAAACAAGAUGGAUCAGGCCGCUUUGGUGGCUUCUUUGGUAGUUUAUGGGGUGCUAAAAAAUGA